Rana temporaria (common frog) is the source of this 1313-nucleotide messenger RNA. RefSeq names its product general transcription factor IIIC subunit 6 (gene GTF3C6). Gene Ontology annotation, biological process: transcription by RNA polymerase III. The record is from RefSeq and is a predicted model, not a curated record. Gene Ontology annotation, cellular component: transcription factor TFIIIC complex. The coding region runs from base 349 to 1098 and encodes 249 amino acids. NCBI's taxonomy places the organism in Eukaryota, Metazoa, Chordata, Amphibia, Anura, Ranidae. The transcript has 7 exons.
GAGAAGUGUAGUGCGGUGGGAGGCGGUGUGUAGCAGAGGUCACGGGAGAUACUGGAAGCCAGGCUGACAUGUGACGAGCUGUGUACAUGCGAGGGAGUCCCGGGAGGACAGCGGCGUGUGCAUCACUAAUGUCUUCCCGGCAUUAACAGGGAAACAGAGAGAGUCACUGACGUUCCUCUUCGGAAGAGGCGAUUUCACGAUGACUGUCAGCUCUGUGACCAGCGCCUGACCCUUCUGUUGUGUAGACAGGGUGGGGAGUAAGAGGAAAGUUCUCCAAAAGAAGGAAGUUCCCAAUAUUUAUCCUUGGAACACAGGACCCUGUUGGAGCUGCUGGCUGCUCCUUCCAACAUGUCCUCCAAAAGUCUUGUGAACACCGACGUCCAGCAGGGCAGUUUGGAAGCGGGUUGUGUACCCAGGCAUGACAGCGAUGAGGAAUAUGAGGAGGAGGAACAUUUGGUGUCAGUGGAGUUAACAGGAAUUAUAGAUUCAGACAUUUUGGAAAAAUGCAGCAACAAAUGUAAAAUUUUGGGGAUUAACACAGAGAAGCCAUUUUUACAAGUUGACAAAUAUGUGUUUGCAGGGGAAUAUGAAGAUGCCUUGGGCACUUGUGUUAUCUUUGAAGAAAUUUUGGACCAUGGAGAUGCAGAGUCAAAACCAAAGCUGAAGUACAAAUGCCACACUGUAAAGAAGCUAAAUAUGACCAGAACUUUUUUAACUGAAAAAAAAGAAGGGGAUGAUGGAGGAGGAAAAAUAGAAUGGUUCCAGAUUAAAGAAGAGAGCAAUACUAGCUGGCCUCAGAUGAUAUGCAGCUUUGCUCAGGAAAAUGAGGAAGCAGAUGACUCUGCAAGUGAGGAGGAGGACCAUGAGCAGUUAAAUAAAUCAACUGAGGAUGUUGAACAGGCAGAGCAGAGUCUUGGUCCAAGUGAUAAACCGCACUCUAAUUCUGAGGAGAAGGGGAAUGCUAAUGUGGAGGGGAAGGAACAGUUAGAUCCUGAGAGAGAGGUACUCAAAGAGGAGCAGAAUAUGGACACUGACAAAGUAGAUGGUGGUACAGGCAAACCAUCAUGUACAACAGAGCAAACUAAGACAUGCGUCUGAGGAUUCUGGAUGUGCUCAACAAGAAGAUAAAAUAUGCCCUGAGCUACUUACAUUUUUCCCAUACCCCUGAUUCUGAUGGCCUUUUAGGCAAAUUGUAUGUAUGUUGUUUUAAAAAGAGUGCUUGAGAUUACUUGCAACUAAAAAAUUGAUUUUAUGUUUCUUAUACUAAUUGUAUUCUGUAGGAUCCAAAAGAAUAAUUAAAGGUGUUUUAAAGG